Diospyros lotus (date-plum) is the source of this 3176-nucleotide messenger RNA. RefSeq names its product protein MALE DISCOVERER 2-like. The transcript has 16 exons. Gene Ontology annotation, molecular function: protein binding; ATP binding; protein kinase activity. Bases 669 to 2837 code for a protein of 722 amino acids. NCBI's taxonomy places the organism in Eukaryota, Viridiplantae, Streptophyta, Magnoliopsida, Ericales, Ebenaceae. Gene Ontology annotation, biological process: protein phosphorylation. The record is from RefSeq and is a predicted model, not a curated record.
CCACUUUCCCCUGUUCGACAAUCAUAAGGUUUCCACAGAGAGACACAAACAAACAGCACACUGCACAUAUUUUUGGGGGACAAGGAGGCCUUCUCCUGCCCCUCUCCCAUAAAAAUCUCUCUAUCAGAGAGGUUCCUCUUCUGAGAUCAUCCUGAAAAGGGCAGCCAACAAAACAACCCAACAAACUAUUCUUAGUUUUAGUAAAUGUAUAUUUUCCUUUUGUUUGCUGCACUUGUAGUCCCAACCCUCACCAACCCAUCAUCAUCAUCAUCAUCAUCAUCAACCUCCACCUUGCUGCUCUUCCUUUUUCUUCAAGAAUGCUCAUCCGUGUACCCAGCAGAGCACCGAACCCAUUUUACUUUGAACAAUCACCAGCAAUUAAUUUCAUCAUUGACUGCCCUUUUUGCCCCCUUACUUCCGCUUUGAUUUUGAACCUCAGUGAUAGUUUCUUGAUUGGAAAGGGAAUUGCCAUAACAUACCCAAAAAACCUCAGAAGACAGGGACCCCAAUUUGGUGAUUAGUUGGGCGAGGACCGCUAAGGUUGUCUUCUUUGUAAGAUAGUUUGUAUCCAACAGCAAUUUCUUAUAGUCAGGAUGUUUUGUUCAAAACAAAAUCCUGGCGACUAGGAAUAGAGUUCUGGCUAUCAACCGCCUCAACCUCUGCCACAUAUGGUUUUCCGAGCAAUGGGGGUUAGCUGGAACAAUUAUAGAUUCCAGCUAUCAUGUUCUGUUGUUUUGAUUCUCGUUUUGGAUAUUCAAGGAUGUUGGUCUCUUACUUCUGAAGGAUUGGCAUUACUGGGAUUUCGUGCCAGAGUGGAUUAUGAUCCUUAUGGCACUUUUGCAAAUUGGAAUCCAAAUGAUAGUGAUCCAUGCAUGUGGUCAGGCGUUCAUUGUGUCGAUGAUAAAGUGCGAAUUCUGCAACUCAGUGGGCUUUCUUUGGAAGGGAAACUGGCCCCAGAGAUUGGGAAGCUUUCUCACCUGACAUCUCUUGCACUUUGGAAUAACCAUUUUUCUGGUGUCAUCCCUAAAGAGAUUGGAGGACUUUCAAUGCUGGAGGUAUUGGACUUGAGAAAUAAUAACUUGAGUGGAGUUAUUCCAGCAGAAUUAGGAGGACUGCAAUCACUGAGACACUUGUUGCUUUCUAAUAAUAAUUUUGAGGGCAGCAUUCCUCCAGAGGUUAGGAAGCUGAAUAAGCUCUCUGAAUUUCAGUUCAAUGAAAAACUUACGUGUACUCUGGCCUCAGGGAUUGGCUGCAUAAAUAGAAAAUUUGGGCAGUGCAUCUGGCAGUGCAGUUUGAAACAGCUCAGGAAAGCAAAUUCAUUCGUAAUCCCACUCAAAGCGACACUUUUACAUCACCUCAACAUGUUGACAUUGUUCAAGUCCGGGAAGCAUUCCUCAUACAACCCUGAAUAUAAUUGUUGUAACAAUCUACCAACAGGUGCAAAUGAGAUGCAGAUGGUCCAAAAUGUAGAGAACCUAGUUGUUGCAAGGCGUAGGCUGCUUCAGCAGUCCAGUAAUCUUGCUGCUGCCCCAGCUCAUGGUGGGUCCGCUCCUGAGCAAACAAUUGCUUUUCCAACUGCCUGGAGUAGUGGAUCUUUCCCUGCUGUACCAAAUGCAAAGAAUGGACAUCCACCUGUAUCUUCUCCUGCUGGUCCUUCAUCCCAUCAGAACCAUCACACAUCGGAUACUAAUAGCCAGUCUUCUGCUAGUAAACAUACUGAUGAAAAUCCUGCAUCUGCCGGAACUUCUGGGAGAAUGUGGAAGUAUAUAGUAGUAAUUUCAGGCUUUGUCUUCUUACUUACUGUUGCUGCAUCGGUAUUCUUCAUGUGCCGGAGCCAAGCAGUGUCAGCUAUUGGACCUUGGAAGACUGGGCUCAGUGGACAGUUGCAGAAAGCAUUUCUCACAGGGGUUCCCAAGCUAAACCAAGCUGAGCUAGAAAGUGCCUGUGAGGAUUUCAGCAAUAUUAUCGAUACCAUUGAUGGUUGCACUGUGUACAAGGGAACAUUAUCAAACGGAGUUGAGAUUGCUGUUGCAUCAACUGCAAUAUCUUCUGCCAAAAAUUGGUCAAAGCACUCAGAACUCAUCUACCGAAAGCAGAUAGGUACACUUUCUAGAAUAAACCACAAGAACUUUGUUAAUCUUAUUGGCUACUGUGAGGAGGAUGAAACUUUCACUAGAAUGAUGGUGUUUGAGUAUGCUCCAAACGGGAGCCUCUUUGAGCAUUUGCACGUUAAAGAUGUUGAACCUCUUGACUGGGGUGCGAGGAUGAGGAUUAUCAUGGGAACUGCAUAUUGUCUCAAGUACAUGCAUUACCAGAAUCCAGCAAUGGCACAUUCCAAUCUGAACUCAAGUGCUGUGUUUUUGACUGAUGAUUAUGCGGCUAAAAUUGCAGAGAUCGGUUUCUGGGCAGAAUCUUCUUCGAAGUCAAAAAAUUCAGGGGAAAAUGGAUUGUUGCAUUUUGAACUGCCUCUGAUCUCUGAUCCUGAAACAAAUGUGUACAGUUUUGGAGUACUGUUGCUUGAGAUCAUUUCCGGGAAGCUCCCUUACUCAGAAGAACAAGGGCCUCUAGUCAACUGGGCUGCUGAAUACUUGAAUGAUAAGGAAAGAAUCAGCUACAUAAUUGAUCCUGCUCUAAAGUCCUUCAAUGACGCUGAGCUUGACAUCAUCUGUGAGGUAAUCCGGGAUUGCAUUCACAAGGAAGCAUCAAAGAGACCAACUAUGGGAGAGAUCACUUCGAGACUGAGGGAAGUUAUCGCUAUAACACCCGAUGCAGCAACUCCCAGAGUUUCUCCCCUCUGGUGGGCUGAACUCGAGAUCCUACACGUGGAGGAAGCUUAAUCCACCUCGACUCUUUUUCCACUCUUUUGACGAGUUUUAAGAAAUUGAGGAGCUAUAAUUGAAGCUGAGCUUCUUAACAGCCAAGACACAGCUGAGGAGAUGACACAAAGGAGUUCACAGCCACAAAUCAAUGGAAAUCAUUUUGAUGGACUGGCCUCCGGUUCACAUGGCUGAGAAUAGAGAUAACACACACAUAUAUAUUUAUGUGAGAUGAGCCUACAUGUUCUAAUAUAUUGGAUUGGAAUACCAAUUUAUGUACAUAUAUGUAUGUAUGUAGAUGAGUAUAAUUCUUCUAGGUAUAAUGGAAAAAUAUUGCCCAAAUUGAGAAGGCACUCAAAA